AUUUAGAGCAAUACUUUUAGUGUGCAACUUGUUAUCCAUCAAACUUUUGAUUAAAUCUGAGAACAGUUUUUGAUUAACUGGGGCCAAUGGUUUGGUUGUUUGCCCUGGGCUUGAUUGGUUUGGGUUGUGAUGGGCCCAGACUGUUAUAAGUUUAGUUUGGUUUGGGUUUGCAUAAAAACGAGUUGGGUAUGGCUGGGUAUGGGCCUAAAUGGUGUGGUCGCUGAUAGAUGUGAAUCGUGGUUCAAAACCGGUUCUCGGACUGGAGGUAUGCACGUGACACGCCGCGGCUGGACACACAGGUACAUACGCUACGCGACGCGACGCGGCUGGGCACACACGUAUUGAGCUGCUACUGUAGAACAAUUACGUUGCUAGCUAGCUUGCUUGCCGGUUAGCUUUGCAUAUACGUCAGAUUGAUUUGGUUUCAACCCAAAACAAAGAACCGGGUUAAGCCCAUAGAUCGAAGAGUGGUUUGGUUUGGUUGAGGUCAACAGAGCAUACGGUUUGGUUUAGUUUUGGUUAUGCGCGAUGAUUGGCGGUGUGGUUUAGCUCUGGUUCAAACUCCAUAUUGAUUGGUUAUGGUUUAGGUUUAGUUCAGUUAUAUGACCAUUGCCAGGUUUACUUUUGAUGCAUUUGAAAGUGUUAUCCUCAUUUUUCAUUUGAAAUGGUAUCUCUUUUUGUAGUGGUAUAAUACCUUGGGGUUGACUUUUUAUUGGAUAGUUGUAUAGACAGGGAGGUUCCUCUAGUGAAAUCCGCAUGCAUGAUGUUCCAUUGAUGAUGUCAAACAAUAUGUUCCUUUAGUGACUUUGCUUAUAGAUUGCUAAAGUAAAGAAGAAACAAUCAAGCCAAGUCAAAUCUGGGCAUGACUAUUAACUCAUGCCAUGUGUUACUUUGUGUUAAUUCAGUUUUGAGCUUUGCUCUUCUCUAGAAGCUGAACAUGGUAUCAUAUAUUUUUUUGAUACAAAUACCACAUCAAACACGCUACCAUGGUCCUAUUAGUGUCACCUUUUUUAGAAGUUACUUUGGUCCUGUUAAUGCUGCUUAUCGAUUUAACUAUUUUUCUGUGGUGUUCUUUUAAAAAAAAUAGCCACUCAGAAAUGAAUCUCAUACAAGAAAAAUGAAAAACAGGAAACAUGAGAACAAUGUCCAUUCCAUGUUAAAGCUUAUAGUGAAAGAUAGGCUGUGCAAAGAUCAUGUUGAAUAAGCAAUCAGAAAUUAGCAGCUACGAUGACAAUGAUGCACAUACAAUGAAUUGAGCUUUGCCUAUGAAAGAACUAUUGUUUCUUGCCACAUAUUUGCUGCCCGAUUUUCCUCCACUCAUAGGCCUCACUUUUCCUGUGCUUUGACAUCUAUCCAUUGACAUUCUCACACCCUAAUAACUCUACCACGCCUGUAGGCCACAUCAAAGGAGAUAAUGUCUUGAUUCUUCCACUCUACCAACUUUGAGUGUGUUUUCACGCUCAGGAUUUCAGAAUGACAACAAAUAGCUGGAAUUUCCUGCCUGGAUGGUUGAGUGUCUAGAACACAAUGUUCCUUGAGCAACUUGCACAGCUUUCCUUUACUGAUUUGAGUGAUGUGAUGCAUCCAUCCCCUUGCUGCAAACAUGGUACUAUUUGAGAGAAUUUAAGUCGGUAGCAUGAUAACUUCACUUGUUGGUUGGAUGCUGAACUUGGCAUAAAUCCAGAAAUGUGUCAUCUGUGUACAUUCUUUUAAACAUAAUGCCCAUAGCAGGUAAUUCGUCAAUCGUAAAUAUUCUAUUCUGAUCUCUUAUCUUUGCCAGCGUGAUGCACUUAAAAAGCAAAAGUACUUGUCAUGUCGAGGUGAGGUAAUCUUUCACUUGUUUCACUCACAGUGCUGUGAGGUAAGUCAGUUACUUGCAGGUUAAAACUUUACUUCACAUCCAGAUUUGUGUUUUUGAGUUUGGAUCCAGUGAUCAUAGUUUUCUGUUCUCCUUUUCUGGCAACAACUGGGAGCUCUGAAAAAGUUGGACACCAACAGAUAACAUAUAAAUGAAUUGGUCAAUGGAUGAAAAUAAAUUUCCAAUUUAAUCCUGAAGUUACAUUAUAGUUUACUCAGGUAAUGUCAUUUUAAUUGUUUGAGCAUGAAGCCCGUACACGAGCUUUAGCUUUGAGCUAACUUUCCCCUGUUAUUCAUUGAUUAUGAUGUUCCCAUCUCUGAAUUUUAGGAGAUAAGCAAUGUCUUCUUUUGUUUUCCAUUACCUAAGGCUGACCAUGGGAUAUGUUCUGCACCAUGGUGACUAUUGCAUCUAAUAGUUUGCAUUUCCAGUAUGCUUAUUAAAAGCUUAAUUUGAAAACAGAAUCAAACAACAUGUACACAAAACUACAAAAGCCAUCUCAAAUAAAGCAAAUAAAGUCGAUGUACAUUGACUACCAAUAGUACAAAGCAGAACGCAAGGAUUGUUACUUUAGAAUUUCAAGAGAGAUCAACCAAUACAAUAAUAAGCAUGCAGAAUGCCAUGAUAACAUUAAAAGGCAUAAUUUGUCUGAUAACGGUGGCCACAAUCUUCCAUUUUGCAACAUUCCUUCUCGCAUUCUAGAAGUUGACUUCUGUCAAUACUCAAAGCUUUGAUGUGGACUUCUUGUUACAGUGAGUAAUCUCUACAAAGUGAUUUGGCCUUAGUGGGAGCUGAACUGGGAAAUGUACCUAACUGCAUGUUUCAUCAGAGAAUUGCUUGUCUGGCCAAACAUCAGUGUUACGGUGGAUGUAGACUACAUAUGUACCUGCAUAUUUGCUCUGCCAUUGUGUAUCCUCUUGACAGGAAUGUUAUUGGAGCUGCCUUUUGAUAUAUAAAGCUAAUACAAGCAUUGGGUAGAUAAAGUUUUGAGAAGAAUAUUUUUUUACUGUUCUUGUAUCCUACCUAGCUGAAUACUUUUGAGAAACGACAAAUCUGAUAUUUUGUACAUGCGCCUUUUCGAGAAUGUUUCCUGACUUUGUAGAAACUUCACUUUUCAUAGGAGCAUGUGCAAUAAGGUGAGGAAAAUAUGCACUAGGGAGGAAUAUGCAGGCUUCUAGUACUAGGGCAGAGCAUAAGCAUAGGCCUACGAUUUGCAGUGUGAGAAAAGCUUGAUCAGGUGGCUGAUGAACCUGUCUCUUGAACUAGCUUCAUCUAGCCUGAAGCAGCCCCAAACUUCUAAUCUUAGAUAGGGACAGGAGUGACAUAUAGAUCAUAUAUUUUUGCAUGAGCUGCCCCCCACAUCGCCUAUCCCAAUCAUUAUAAAAUGCAAGGGAGAAUGGUAUAUGAUUCUUGCUGUAUAUAGUGGGUUGGCACCCAGAAAAACCAGAUGCAGACCUUUGCAUCACUCUGGUAUCGAAUUACCACAAUUUUAAUUGAGGUCAAUUUAUGCUUGUGUUUUUUUAACACCGCUUAAAUUUCCACCGUCGAGAAGGGAUCAACUGGGCCCCAUUUCUGAAAGCAAUUAGGCAUAUGUACAAAGGUUCCAACCUUUGCUCCAAGCAAACCUAGAGUAGAAGUUGGUUAUGAGAAAGUUCACCAUAAAUAAAUAUAUAAAAGAUUGCCGUUGUCUUGCUUCAGCAAAAAAUAUUUCUAUUGUCAAACAAUGUAAGGUGACUGAGUUUGGCAUUUGAUGACAAAACACACUCAAGCUUUAGAUUCAUUCCAGCAUGAUCUUUUAACCAUUUGCGCCAGUGGAAGUAAGAAGAGAACCAUAUGAUGUCUAUAAGACUUGAAAUACUCUGCUUUAUAUAAGCACUCAUGUUGCUACAGAGUACUUAGGUCUCAGGAAUAUGUACCUUCAUGAACAGUGCACCACGUUUAUGCUGCAAGCUGCCUUGCAUUUCAGCCGAUAUGGUUCCCUAAUCGAUGCUGAUUGGGUAUCGGCUCUUGAUAGGUACUCCUGGCAAAAUGGUCACUCUUCCUUGGCUCUAUAUCCUGAUUGUAUCCUGAAACAAGUUGCGGUAUACAAUUCUUUCCGCACUGAAAUUCCACCAGCAGAAAUGAUUUCUGAAAGUCCAUGGAUUAGUGAUACUUGAGGGAAAUUCUUGGUUGGCUGGAAAAUGAGAUCAAAGGGAGAGGAAACAACAUUUGAUUAUUUUUGUUCCCUCUCCACUGCCAAAGAUGCAUCUUAUCAACCUGUGUGCCAGAUGCACUCUUUACCUUUGCAUGAAAUGGUAGGUCUCACCAUCAGCGUUUCUGUCUCAAGGCUGUUCCAGAUUCUCUUGUCAUGACAGCUGCAGUGAGCACGGUGUGAAAAACCGCACUGUCGUGUGAUCGAUGCAGAUUCCAGGGAUUGUUCGACAUAUAUUCCCUUCUUCAGUGCUUCAGGCCUCCACUAUAAAUACAACCAAAUGGGGAUGUGGACUUCAUACACUUCCUUACGUCUAAGAUCAUACAAACUGAAGCAUCACCUAGUGAUCUUGUUGCAGAGACAACAGAAGCCAUGAGCUAUUAUGGAGGCAGCUCUUCCGGUGGCAGGGGUGGCCGUCGAGUCGAGUAUGGGAGGAGCUAUGUGGUGAGGCCAAAGGGACGGCACCUAGCCACCAUUGUGUGGCUCCAUGGCCUAGGUGACAAUGGUGCAAGCUGGUCCCAGCUGCUGGAUGCUCUUCCCUUGCCCAAUAUCAAGUGGAUAUGCCCCACCGCAGCGACCCGGCCCGUCGCGGCUUUUGGCGGGUUCCCCUGCACUGCAUGGUUCGACGUUGAUGACACCUCGGUCGAUGGUCGCGACGACAUCGAGGGGCUGGAUGCUUCAGCUGCACACAUAGCGAACCUACUGUCCUCGGAGCCUUCUGAUGUGAAGCUUGGGAUCGGCGGCUUCAGCAUGGGUGCAGCAGCUGCCCUGCACUCGGCAGCAUGCUACGCUCACGGCAAGUUCAGCAGCGGCACCCCCUACCCGAUUACUCUCAGCGCCGUCGUCAGCUUGAGCGGCUGGCUCCCUUGCUCAAGGACGCUGAGGGGCAAGAUGGAGGGCUCACACAUGGCAGCAAGAAGAGCCGCCUCCCUGCCCAUCCUGCUCAGCCAUGGCAGAGCGGACGAGGUUGUCCCCUACAGGAACGGCGAGCGGUCGACCGAGUUCCUGCGGUCCUCGGGGUUCUCGUAUCUGACUUUCAAGUCCUACAACGGGUUGGGCCACUACACCAUCCCCGAAGAGAUGGACGACGUCUGCAGGUGGCUCAGCUCGCGGCUCAGCGUCGACCGAUCUCGUUAAAGAGAACAGCGCUUCUGUCAUUCUGCGUGUGCGCGCGACGCGGUGGCUUCCCUAGUAGCAUAUAGCAGUGUAAACUUACUAUAGAGAGGUGAAUGCUGGUUUGGUAGCUUGUGACAGCACCACAUGCCCUGAUCUCUACAGGCUGCCAUUGCUGCUCUGAGCAAGCAACCAUGAGUGCUGUGUAGUAAACUGGUGAAGGUGUGAGAGCAUAUUUAUCAGAAUUAUGUAAUGUAACCAGUGCUUGUUUUGUAAUGCAAAAAAUAACCAUCUAUACAGAUCAUACUAUUCAUGCUACCAGUGCUCUUUUGGGUUUCAAAGACUUUGUCACAAUGUUCCUAGAAUAUCAGAGAAAAA
Molecule: messenger RNA, 5537 nt
Organism: Triticum aestivum (bread wheat)
Lineage: Eukaryota; Viridiplantae; Streptophyta; Magnoliopsida; Poales; Poaceae
Product: acyl-protein thioesterase 1 homolog 1-like
Exons: 11
Coding region: 4419-5183 (254 amino acids)
Molecular function (GO): hydrolase activity
Source: RefSeq, a predicted model, not a curated record